AUGGCAGUUACAAUACGAGUAGUAGUGCUUUUAACGAUAGCUAUACAAGUAUGGGCAGAGGAAUUAGACCCUGUAAGGGACCAAAUCGCUUGGUUUUUGAAGAAAACUCAGGGUGUAAAAACAACACUAACUACAGCCAAUGGGGAACCAGUUGAACGUCGAAAAACUAGAACAUUAAAUCAAAAAUUGUUGUACAAUAAUUUCUUCACCGAAUCCAUCGCUCACGCAAACCGGGAACGAAUUCCUGAACGCAUAGUUCACGGCAAAGGUGUUGGUGCAUUUGGUUACUUCGAAGUGACGCACAAUGUAACAGAAUAUAUAAAAGCAGAUUUUCUAAGCGAAAUCGGUAAAAAGACACCAGUAGCGGCUAGAUUUUCACCAGCCAUUGGAGAGCGAGGACUCAGCGAUACUUCUAGAAGCAUGAAAGGCUUCGCAGUAAAGUUUUACACGAAUGAAGGUAACUUCGACAUAGUUGGGCUAAGCACUCCCAUGUUCGCAUUCAAGGAUCCCACAUUAUUCUUCACGUUUCUGCAUGUUGAAAGCAGAAACCCCACAACUAACAUAGUCGAUGAAAAUAUGCACUGGGACUUCUUAACGCGAAAUCCGGAAUCGCUAAAUAUGUUCACAACAGUAUAUACAGAUGGCGGUAUACCAAGAGGCUAUCGAAAGAUGCCUGGACACAGUAUCCACACAUAUCAGGUACAAAAUAAAAACGGCGACAUUUACUUCGUUAGAUUUCAUUUUAUCCCAGAAGACGGUGAAGAUAGUUUAACAGCAGAAGAAGCGAACGAAUUAGAUGGGAAUGAUCCUGACUCCUUUACAAGAGAUAUGUAUGAAGCGAUUGCAUGUGGAAAACGAGUCGCUUGGGAUUUUGGUAUACAACUCCUAACACCAGAACAGGCUUUAAAUGCAAAUAUCGACGUCUUUGAUCCAACGUUAGAGCUCCCCUAUGAGGAUUAUCCUCUAACACCCGUUGGUAAAUUAGUUCUGAAUAGGAACCCAGUCAAUUACUUCGCUGAAAUCGAACAACUAGCUUACUGUCCAUGUAAUUUAGUACCUGGAAUAGAUGGAGCACCAGACAAGCUAUUCGAAUCACGCCUCUGGGCCUAUAAAGAUGCUCAAUUCUAUCGUUUAGGAAUAAACUUUCAUAAUAUUAAAGUAAACUGUCCACUUGCAUCUGUAACACGUCAUUAUUAUUAUAAAGACGGCGCCGCACCAGUGAAUGACAACGGAGAAGAUACACCUAAUUAUUAUGAUAACUCUUUCAAUGGGCCGAUGCCGUAUGAUGAUUAUGAUCGAAGUAAAAUAAUAGAAAUAGAAGAAGGAGAAUCAGAUAAUCUUUGGCAGAUCGCAGAAAUGUAUUCAAAAUUGUCAAAGGGAGAGAGGAGUAGAUUGAUAAGCAAUAUAGUGAACAGCUUGGGUAAUACUGUUAAAUUUAUACGUGAAAGAGCUGUAAAAAUAUAUACAGAAAUUGAACCAGAUCUGGGCAAUAGAAUUAAAAAUGGUUUAAAAGAAUUUGAAAAAGAACCAGCUUGCAGAAUACCAUUUGAUGAAAUGCCUAAGAACCGUGAUUGA
Colias croceus (clouded yellow) is the source of this 1575-nucleotide messenger RNA. RefSeq names its product catalase-A-like. Gene Ontology annotation, cellular component: mitochondrion; cytoplasm; peroxisome. The record is from RefSeq and is a predicted model, not a curated record. Gene Ontology annotation, molecular function: heme binding; catalase activity. Gene Ontology annotation, biological process: response to hydrogen peroxide; hydrogen peroxide catabolic process. The transcript is spliced from 2 exons. Bases 1 to 1575 code for a protein of 524 amino acids. Lineage: Eukaryota; Metazoa; Arthropoda; Insecta; Lepidoptera; Pieridae.